AUGGACGUUCAAGAUAUCAUUGGAAUUGCUUUGAACUUGGCAACCGCCGGCACUGUCGGCGCGCUUCUCGUGUUGCCUGCGUGUGGCGGGAAAAAGGCGAAACCAUCCGACAAAGGAGGUGACACACCGAGCAACAAAGGAGAGGGAUCAUCGAAAACCGAUAACGAAAAGGAUGGAUCUAAAGCGGAAGGAGCUGGAACUCCGUCUGCCGCCGGUGAUUCACCAGCGCCACCGCCGCCACCGGCUGGUGGUGCUCCGCCUCCACCACCAGCUGCCGGAGGACCGAAACCUGGAGGUCCUGGAAUGGCAGCCACUCACGACCCGAACUAUCAAACUCUCGCUGGAAUCGGAAAUGACUGUUUCGAGAAGAAAGGUGGUGGUGCUCCUGCAGCUGCACCAGCCGCUGGAAAACCUGGAAUGGCCGCAACCCAUGAUCCGAAUUAUCAGACAUUGGCUGGAUUGGAUAACAACGUUUUUGCGAAGAAAGAUGGUGGUGGUGGUGCUCCAGCAGGAGGUCCAUCUGCUCCAGCUGAUCAGAAUGCGAAAGCAGCGACUCAUGAUCCAAAUUAUCAAACACUUGCUGGUUUGAAUAAUAAUGUAUUCGAAAAGAAAGAUGGAGGAGGUGCUGCCGCUGGUGGAGACAAGAAACCAAUCCAACCCGCUGACAAGAAUAAGAAAGCAGCGACUCAAGAUCCGAACUAUCAGACAUUGGCUGCAGUUGGUGGAGAUGUAUUCGGAGCGGAUAAGAAGGGAGGAGCUGGUGGUGGUGGAGAUAAAAAGCCAGUUCAACCGGCAGAUAAAAAUAAGAAAGCGGCGACUAUGGAUCCAAAUUAUCAGACUUUGGCGGCAGUUGGCGGAGAUGUGUUCGGUGCUGACAAGAAGAAGAAAUAA
Molecule: messenger RNA, 891 nt
Organism: Caenorhabditis remanei
Lineage: Eukaryota; Metazoa; Nematoda; Chromadorea; Rhabditida; Rhabditidae
Exons: 3
Coding region: 1-891 (296 amino acids)
Source: RefSeq, a predicted model, not a curated record